AUGGGUGCCGGCAAUUCGAAAGCAAAGAUUACGUCGCAGGACAAGGCCAUUCUAGACCUCAAAAUCCAACGAGACAAGUUGAAGCAGUAUCAAAAAAAGAUUAAUAUCGUGUUGGACAAAGAAGUGCAAGCCGCUAGAAACGCUCUACGUCAGGAUGAUAAGAAACGUGCUUUGCUCGCUCUCAAAAAGAAAAAGUACCAGGAGCAGCUUUUGGAAAAGACUGAGCAGCAGUUGCUGAAUCUCGAGGAGCUGACCCAAUCGAUUGAAUACGCUCUUGUGGAGAAACAAGUGUUGGAAGGUCUCAAAACAGGCAAUUCGGUGCUCAAGGAAAUCCACAAGGAGACUUCUAUCGAGGCCGUAGAACGACUCAUGGACGAUACAGCAGAUGCCAUUGCCUAUCAAAACGAGGUGGAUGAACUUUUGAGCGGCAAGAUUAGUAGCGAGGAUGAAGAAGAAAUCCUUCAAGAACUUGAGAGUCUUCAGCAACAAGAGCUCGAAGCAAACUUGCCUUCGGUACCUGAACAACCAUUACCGGGAAAACAAGUGGAGUUACCCAAGGUACCUACGCAUGAGCCAACUGCAGAAGAGGCGCCCAAAGCAAAAGAAAAGAAGAAGGAAGCAGAGGCAAUGCUUGCAAGUUAG
Lichtheimia ornata is the source of this 642-nucleotide messenger RNA. RefSeq lists its product as uncharacterized. Lineage: Eukaryota; Fungi; Mucoromycota; Mucoromycetes; Mucorales; Lichtheimiaceae. The record is from RefSeq and is a predicted model, not a curated record. Gene Ontology annotation, biological process: vesicle budding from membrane; late endosome to vacuole transport via multivesicular body sorting pathway. The transcript has 6 exons. Gene Ontology annotation, cellular component: multivesicular body; ESCRT III complex. Bases 1 to 642 code for a protein of 213 amino acids.